Molecule: messenger RNA, 250 nt
Organism: Prorocentrum cordatum
Lineage: Eukaryota; Dinophyceae; Prorocentrales; Prorocentraceae
Source: the annotation of a GenBank genome assembly
GACCAUGACCGGCGCUGAUCAAGUCCACCAUGUCGCCGCUGGAGCCGCUGGAGGCUCCGCGGCCCCCGGCGGCCAGGGCAGUGCGUGCGACAGCUGUGCGUGCGGGGAGCUCGCCAAGCAGAGGGACAUGGAGGACGCAGGCCCCCCGCUGUACGACGACUUCACCUUCCAGCCUCUGUGCAAAGGCAGGCGACACCCGUGGACAUCCCGUGGACGCGGCUGCCAGAGUUGGAGAGCGGGGUCAAGGUGA